Messenger RNA from Cyphellophora europaea CBS 101466, 2178 nucleotides. RefSeq lists its product as uncharacterized. Bases 1 to 2178 code for a protein of 725 amino acids. The record is from RefSeq and is a predicted model, not a curated record. Gene Ontology annotation, biological process: DNA repair. Gene Ontology annotation, molecular function: metal ion binding; DNA binding. The transcript has 2 exons. NCBI's taxonomy places the organism in Eukaryota, Fungi, Ascomycota, Eurotiomycetes, Chaetothyriales, Cyphellophoraceae.
AUGUCGAGGCGCACAAUCGGCGGCGGGAGAGUCCUCGGUAGCGGAGCUGGCCUCACACCCGCAGCAGCCGCCGCGCCCGCGACCUCAUUAAGCACCAGACCACCCAUAUCCUCGCCCUUACCUCAUAAUAAUCUCGCCUCGCCCUCCGGCUCCUCCCUCUCCCUCUCUUCCACUCCGACCCCGACCGGCGGCUCCUCUACGCCGCCAUCACUCUCCACGCCCACCGACCCUCAGGACAUCGCCUCACGCAUUUCCACCGACUAUGGCGCCGUACCGGGCCAACACAUGCGCAGCUUCUCUAACGCCACUGAUCGCCUCGUGUGUCCGAUCUGCAACGAGGAGAUGGUCACGCUCCUGCAGUUGAACCGCCACCUCGACGAUGUACACAAGGAGAUUGAGCCGCAGGAGCAGGAUGAGGUCACAGACUGGUUCAAGCAGCAGAUGAGCAAGGCCAAAAAGUUCCAGCCGCUGGCGGUCCUGAACCAGAAGCUGAAAGGUCUCGAUGUGUUUGAGAGCAACUACGAUGUGGGGAGGGGCAGCACACCGGUGCCAGGCGCGGGGAUGGGCGCCGCGAUGACAUCUGCGACAGGUGGCGGAAGUGGAGGCACUGCCGUGUUGAGAGAUGGUACGAAGAGCCCGGCGCCGGGCAUCGCGGCUCAGCAGCAAGUGAAAAAAGAGGUCGUGGAUCCGGAUGAUGUGGUCAGGAAGGAUCACUGGCAAAGGAGGUCUGGCUAUGACAACUGCUCGGACCCGACAUGCGGGAAGAGGCUGGGAUCAACGACAACGGGAAUUGUGAAUUGCAGAUGUUGCGGCAAGCUGUUCUGCGACGAACACACGAUGUAUCAGAUGAAGCUGUCACGAUCGGCACAGCAUGAGCCUGUACGGGGAUUCUGGCUGAGGGUGUGCGAGACGUGCUACAAGAGCCGGGAGGGAUACAACGAUCGCCACGGCUUGGAAAGGGACCACAUGGCGGCUUUCAAGCGGAAGCGGCAGGAGAAAGUAGAUAAAGAGACGAUGGAGGUCUCGCGGCUCGAGAAGCGUCUUACUCGUUUGACGCAGCUGUUCGCCAACCCGCCUGAAGAGGUGGCACAGGCGUCUAACAAGCGCUGGUCAUUAUCAUGGGGUCAGAACGACCCACGGAAAGCACUAGAGCAGAGUGUCGUGUCGUGGCAAGACGAUGCCGACGUUGCGCGUUGUCCAUACUGCCAACAGGACUUCUCUCAAUACACAUUCCGGCGGCACCACUGCCGGACAUGCGGCAAGGUGGUGUGUGGCGAUCCUGCGACAGGAUGUUCGACUAUCUUGCCGCUCAACGUUGCAUCGCCUGACCACCGUCCUCCAUCCACAGAGAAACCCAACGCACCGAGCACUAUCCCCCUUGACAUUCGCCUCUGCAAGGAAUGCAACCACACACUCUUUGCCCACCGUGAUUUCGCAGAAAGCCUGGCCACGCCAGCCAUCACAACAUUCACACGCGCCUACAGCAACCUGCUGCAAUUCGAGCGGGGGAUCCGACUUCUCCUUCCGAAAUUCCAGAAACUGCUGCAAGCUCUCCAAGACCCGGAUUCGCCACCUACAAGCACACAGAUCGCGGACGCAUCUCGCACCCGCAAACGUCUGAUGGACAGCUUCACGCAGUACGACACUGCCGCACGUCGGAUCCGCGACAUGCCGAGCCAGUCUCCCACGCAGCUGAAACUGCAAAAAGCCAUUUAUCAGAACGCCAGCCAGUUCCUGCAUCUGCACAUGCUGCCGCUCAAGACUCUGCCCAAGGUGCUAAAGCAUGCAACGCCGCACGGCACUUCCAAGCAGCCUUCCAACGGCGGACCUUCGCCGCUUGCAAAUGGGCAAAAGCCACCAGGUGCUCUUGCAAGCAUUCAUUUCAAUCAUAUGCGCCACGAUUCGUCCUCAGCCUUGUCCAUCAGCUCCGUGACAAGCUCACGAAUAUCGGAAUUGGAAGCGGAGGAGAAACAACUGCGGGAGCGCCUGAUCAUCUUGGAAGAGCAGAAGUUCAUGGUGCAGGAGAUGAUCGCUGAUGCCAACAAGAGGCGCAAAUUCGAUGAAGUUGCAGCGUUGGCGGGCAACGUCGAAGAUUUGAGCAGGGAAAUCGACGAGGUGUCGAAAAUGGUGGAAGGCGUCUCGAAGAACUUCGACAAUGUUUACAAUGGUGAUGGAUGA